Messenger RNA from Nicotiana attenuata, 618 nucleotides. RefSeq lists its product as uncharacterized. The record is from RefSeq and is a predicted model, not a curated record. NCBI's taxonomy places the organism in Eukaryota, Viridiplantae, Streptophyta, Magnoliopsida, Solanales, Solanaceae. The coding region runs from base 1 to 618 and encodes 205 amino acids. The transcript is spliced from 3 exons.
AUGGCUGACCAGCAAGCUCAAGCAUGCCAAAAUACUCGACCAGUUGGAGCUCUUCCAAGCGAUAUUGAGGCUAAUCCUAAGGAAUCUAUUAAUGUUGUGUCAUUGAGGAAUGAGAUACAGUUAGAAGAAGUCCGGUCGAAAAAGAGAAAGCAAGUGACCUUUCACGAGAAACCGACCACUUUAGAAGCAGAAUCAGAAAAAUCAAAGGAGUCAGAGAAGCCAGCUGAAGAGGCGGUGGCUAAGCAACCCCCACCAUUAGUUCUGCAAAUCAACAUUCCACUGGUAGACAUUUUGCAAGAAGUAUCCAAAUAUUCCAAAUACAUCAAGGACAUAGUGGCAAAUAAGAGGAGGUUGAAAGAGUUCGAGACUAUGGAACUCACUGAAGAAUGUAGCUCAAGAAUUCAAAGCAAGCUACCUCAAAAAUUGAAGGAUCCAGGUAGUUUCACUAUCCAAAUCUCGAUUGGUAAGCACGCAGUCGGGCGAUCUUUGUGUGAUCUUGGAGCGAGCAUCAAUUUGAUGUCGCUAUCUGUGUUCAGACAGUUGGGGUUGGAUGAGCCGAGCCCAACCACGGUAAUUUUACAGUUGGCUGAUCGCCCCUUGCUCAUCCUGAAGGAGUGA